This is a messenger RNA of Monomorium pharaonis (pharaoh ant), 1368 nucleotides long. RefSeq lists its product as uncharacterized. The record is from RefSeq and is a predicted model, not a curated record. Bases 1 to 1368 code for a protein of 455 amino acids. The transcript has a single exon. NCBI's taxonomy places the organism in Eukaryota, Metazoa, Arthropoda, Insecta, Hymenoptera, Formicidae.
AUGGCGGAGUCUCAAAAAUCGGGCAAGAGCGAUCGCCCACCGACUCCUCAACUGGACGUGCCGCACGACGAACGGGCGUCAUCCCGCCAUGCGUCCCCCGUUCGGUUGUCAACUGAGCUGACACUGAAAGUGCAGUCCCAGUGGAACCGCAUCACCGCUCUCAAGCGGAUCUCAGAGACGAUCCCGGCGACGCCGGAAGAGACGUCUCUCGACGAACUCAAUCAGCUCCUCUCUCACAUCGAGGAGAUUCAUAAGGCGUUCACAAAGGAGCACGCGUAUUUUGAAGUAUCGUGGCCUUCAGCAUUAGUGAACCACGACUACUUCACAAAAGGUGCGCAGCUUGAAGAAACCAUGCUGCAUCUGGCUGCCAAACGCACCAUCAGCCGGCUUCGGAACGCGCUCACCGUCACGCCAGCUCAACCGACCACCGCAUCGACGUCUAGUGCAACUCAUGACUCACACUUGCCCGACAUCUCACUCCCCAAGUUCUCAGGCGUGUACUCAGACUGGCCGGAGUACAGAGACUUGUUUGGGAGCAUGAUUAUAAACAACGAACGCCUCACCCCCGUAGAGAAGCUGCAUUACCUCCGUGUGUCUCUGGAGGGAGCACCGGCGAAGCAUAUUAGCGGAUAUCCCAUGGCCGCUGAUUCGUUUCACCCAUCAUGGGAGGCGCUCAAGGACAAGUACGAGAACAAACGACUGCUCAUCACGUCCUAUUUAGACAGGAUCUUUGACGGCUCGGGUCCAAUUCAAAGGAAGGCAGAACAGCUCACCACGCUCAUCGACACAGUGCAGGAAUCGCUCACUUCUAUCAACUCCUUGGGACUACCCGUUGACCUAGGAGACGCCAUUUUGGUGCAUCACGUAAUCAAGAAGCUCGACCGGGUCACGCGCGAACAGUGGGAGACUAAGAUCGGCGCAGAGCGGUCAUAUCCACGGUUCGAACAGCUCGUGACCUUCCUGACGGCUCGGGCAUGUGCCCUUGAGAAUAUUGAGGCGGUAUCGUCAUCGUACAACUCAAACUCCUCAUCCACAGCGAGGAAACCCAGAGUCACUGCGCAUCAGACGUCUCAAAACAAGGUGGCAGCCGACAAUGUUUCCACGGUGUACCCGUGUGACUGUUGCCAGGGUCAACAUUAUGUGGUCACCUGUAUCAAGUUCAGAGAGCUUGCACCAGCAGAUCGGCAGAAGAUCGCCGUUGACAAGCGCCUAUGCUUCAAUUGCUUAGGACGCCACAACGUGCGAUCUUGCAAGAGCACAACAGGGUGCAAGAAGUGCUUGCAGCGACACCAUACGAUGCUGCACGAGGUUAACACCUCAACGUCUGCUCAACCGGCAGCCAGCUCACCAACUCAGCCUUCAAAAUGA